Molecule: messenger RNA, 480 nt
Organism: Phanerochaete carnosa HHB-10118-sp
Lineage: Eukaryota; Fungi; Basidiomycota; Agaricomycetes; Polyporales; Phanerochaetaceae
Exons: 1
Coding region: 1-480 (159 amino acids)
Molecular function (GO): flavin adenine dinucleotide binding; oxidoreductase activity, acting on CH-OH group of donors
Source: RefSeq, a predicted model, not a curated record
AUGCUCCCCGCCGUCCUCCGCCCACACUCCCGAGGGACCAUACGGCUGUGCUCCUUGAAUCCUCUCGACCCGCCCCUUAUGGAGCUUAACUUCCUAAGCGCGCCCGCCGAUCGUAAGACAUUGCGCACGGCAGUGCGGCUCUGCAUGCGGAUCGCAGGUACGAUGCACGCCAACGGGUACGGCACGAGACCGCUGCGUGCACCGCGCAGUGCGGAGGAGGCGGACGUAGACGAAUAUAUCGACGCGACCGGUAUGAGCUUCCUGCACUACAGCAGCACGUGUCGCAUGGCGCCGCGCGACGAUCCCGAGCCGGGGGUCGUGGAUGACGAACUGCGGGUGCAUGGGAUAGCGAACCUGAGGGUCUGCGAUGCGAGUGUCUUUCCACAGAUUCCGGCGGCGCACCUGCUGGCACCCGUCGUUGUUGUUGCGGAGAAAUGCGCUGAGAUGAUAAAAAAGGCUGUAGGAGGGAUUGAGAAGUAG